Messenger RNA from Pleurotus ostreatus (oyster mushroom), 4101 nucleotides. RefSeq lists its product as uncharacterized. Gene Ontology annotation, cellular component: cytoplasm. Lineage: Eukaryota; Fungi; Basidiomycota; Agaricomycetes; Agaricales; Pleurotaceae. The transcript is spliced from 11 exons. The record is from RefSeq and is a predicted model, not a curated record. Gene Ontology annotation, biological process: signal transduction; actin cytoskeleton organization. The coding region runs from base 1 to 4101 and encodes 1366 amino acids.
AUGAGCGACGACCAGGAUCAAGGACGCGCACAAUAUCCCUGGUCGAACCCUCAGCUCAACUCUCAGAACGCAUUGCACGGGCUCUCCGUCAACCCAGACGUUUCGCGCUCGCAACGACCCCCAAAUCAACAAAGAUACGACACUCGAAGCCCAUACUCGGCACCCGCAGGGAACCCUGGUCGUCUGCCAGAACGGCCAAAUCUACCAACGAGAUCUUCGACGGUGGGGACGCCGGAUCCUGAUCGCAAUCAGAACGCAGACGACUUGGUCCCUCAUGCAAAGAGCGAGGAUUUGAACCAUGGAUACUAUGGCGCACCUUUGCCGGGAUCAUCACCCACCCAAGACAGUAACUAUCUCUCUGCUAACUCUAGAAGUCGUCCAUCGACACCUGGUUCCUCUUCUAACCGAAAUAACCCCUCUUCCUCCUCUGGUCACUCCGACGAGUCAGACAGACGUCUGAGCGUGACUUCAUUCUCUUCUGCCCAGUCCGGUUCAUCUUCCCAGUCCGGUGGUACUCGUGCUCCCCCUACUACAGCUUCUUCUACAUCCGCUUCCGUCUCUGCGUCUGCCAUAGCUUCGUCAGCAUGUGCAUCGUGCGGGAAGCCUAUGUCAGGGUCGUUCGUUCGGGCAUUAGGUACUGUGUUUCAUUUGGACUGCUUCAAGUGCAUGGACUGCGGAGAAGUUGUUGCCAAUAAAUUCUUCCCUUUCGAGGGGUCCGAAGGCAGUCAACAACCGCUAUGCGAGCGAGAUUACUUCCGUCGGCUCAACCUCAUAUGUGCAAAGUGCAACAUGGCCCUAAGAGGGAGUUACAUUACGGCUUGCAACUCCUACUACGAACACGAUGGCAACGUUUACUGCCACUUCCACUAUUCGACUCGAUUUGCGACGAAAUGCGCCGGGUGCAGUAGCGCCAUUCUCAAACAAUUCGUGGAGAUAAAUCGUAACUCUCGUGACGAGUGCUGGCAUCCAGAGUGUUAUAUGAUUAACAAAUUUUGGAAUGUCAAAGUCUCCUCUCGUCGACCGACAAGUACAACUUCGGUGGACACUGCUACGGCAUUGUCUUUCACAGACGAUGAACAACGCGAUACGCCCUCAUCUCUCAAAGAGAGGCAAAUUCGAAUGGAGCAACAAGUGUAUCGGAUAUGGACCGUAUUAUCUGCCUUCGAAGAGUCAAGCGCUGCUUGCAUCUCAGAUAUGCUUCGCCAAGUCAGCAACGGGCAAUAUCUAGACGCUAUCCGGAUGGCCGAGAAAUUUAUCCUUCACGUCGAGGUCCUCUUCGCGACGAUUGACGACCUCGAGUACCAUUUCUUGCGACUUAACCAGAAAGGGAUGUCUCAUGUUCGAGAGGCCAGGAUGCUAUGUCGGAAGACUGUCGAACUUUUUACUCUUCUAUCCCAUACUCAGGAAACUGGAGCCCGCAGAAUGGGCAUGACGCAAGAGCUUCUGGCCCUUGUUACCGGUUUGGCCCACUAUCUCAAGAUCCUCAUCCGGAUUGCCCUUACGGGUGCAUUAAAGCUGGAGCGGGAACAAAGUGUCAACGAAGCCAUGUCCGGUUUCUUGGAUAAGCUCCACCUUUUAGCCGUCCAGGGAGGGAACCCUUCAGCGAGAAGACUUCUCAAAGGCUCUAAUGGAGAACUCCUCCAUUCGAACGGUGGCAACAUUGGAACACAAGGCGUUGCGUAUGGAUUUAGAAGUUUGGCGCCGGAGAAUGCUGGAGAAUCGCCGUUUUCUAACACCGGUGCAUCGAAGCUUUCACCAACGAAUCCGCCAUCCGAUCUUUGCGUCAAAUGUGGAGUUACGGUCGAGGAGGAUUGCGUGCGCUUGGGCACGUAUCAGCGAUGGCAUUCAAAUUGCGUCUCAUGUGCAACGUGUGGCAAAGUGGCAGCCGCGCCAAUAGUCAAGGAGCCCAAAGGUUCCGAUGAGAAAGACAAGGACGGCCAACCUCCGAAAUUGUCGACAGCCCGGCGCCCGCCAGCGAACGUUGGUGCCUUCGUAUUCGAUCCGGCGUCCAUGAUGGAAACUACGUCUUUUGGCGACGUCCCGACAACUAUUUACUGCACCGAUCAUGCUCAGCCCAAUUGCCGGGGUGGCUUCCAAGCCGUACAGCGCCUGGAGCAGUACGCAUUCCUCCUCAACGUCGCCCUCCGGCGCCUGUAUCUGCUACUGAAGAAGCAAGGUGUAGUGCCGUUAUCACCAGUCACCAAUCAUGCCUCUCCGUACAGCGACACCACGGAGGGUUCUGAUCCUUAUCGCAAUAACAAUGACAUCAUGCGAAUGAAGUCUGUUCAUUUGGAUCGAAAGCUCUCUGCGACCGCCCACCUUCCUAAGCGUUCUACCAUCGUCGAGAGUCCGGCGGGCCGAACUGCCCAUCCGCAUGAUGUGCUGAAGCCUCAAAAGUCUCAGGAAUUGGGUGUCGCUCAGUCACAGCGGUCUGCCGCAAACAUUCCUGCUGCUCAUCACGGCUCGCAAGGGCAAGUCCACCACCACCACCAUGCACUUCAACCUGGAGGUCGCUCGCCUCAACUUACGAGCCAGCCAGCACCUGGGUCCACGCAGUCUGCACGGCCGCAGCUGGGCCGUUUGCCUAUUGACAGUACUCAAGGUGGACAGGUUCUACGCCCUUCUUUCGCACGCAAUAACACCGAAGUCAUGAUCGUGGAUGACAGCACUCCAAAUUCCCCGGCUGGAGGGGCGGAAGAUGCCUUGCUCACGUCUGUGCCAGACGAUGGUAUAACCUUGGCAGACAUCCCUCAAAUCAUGGAAAGAGCUCAAGCUCGAGAGCAACAUCGACCGAGACAGCACGCAGUACCCUUCGUCGCGGACCUAAACGCGCUGGAGUUGACUAUUGUCAAGCAUGCCGCCGUGCUUGCCCUUAGCCGUUCACCCUUGAAGGAUCAAUUCGACCUCGAUGACAUUUUAGAGUCGCUGGAGAACAAAAAGGGUGGCUUUUGGAAUAAGUUCCUAUUCAAGGCCAAUGACAAGAAGAUAAAGAAGAAAGGCGUUUUCGGUGUCCCUCUUGAGCUUCUGGUAGAACGGGAAGGUGCUGAUUCGCUGCUUGGUGCGUCGCGGGCUACGCUACGGGUGCCGAGCUUCAUCGACGAUGUAAUCUCGGCUAUGCGUCAAAUGGACAUGUCCGUCGAGGGAAUCUUCCGAAAGAAUGGCAAUAUCCGACAUCUCAAGGACCUCACAGAGGCUAUAGAUCGUGACCCAUCGUCGGUUGACCUAAGCUCAGAUCAUCCGGUCCAACUGGCGGCGCUCCUCAAAAAGUUCCUCCGUGACCUCCCCGAUCCUCUUCUAACUUUCAAGCUGCAUAGGCUACUCGUCGUUACUCAAACCCUUCCACAAGAAGCCGACAGGCGACGGUAUCUACACCUGGUUUCGUUACUUCUUCCCAAGAGCCACCGGGACACUAUGGAGGUUCUGUUCGUAUUUCUCAAAUGGGUUGCCUCCUUCGCCCACAUGGACGAGGAGACGGGGAGUAAAAUGGAUCUUGGGAACUUGGCGACCGUCAUUUGCCCCAGUAUUCUUUAUCCCCGAGGACGCGAUCCUCGGGAUGAGAGUUUCGGACCUUUUGGUGCCAUUCGCGUGGUGACCGCCCUACUCGAAGACCAGGAUCUAUUCCUCACGGUUCCCGAAGACUUCCUGGACAUUAUCAACGACAAAGAGUACUUCGCCAGCGCAGUGGAUUUGCCAGGCAAAGACUUCAUGAGGAAGUGCGACACUUGGCUGCGGUCGAAAGGUCGCGCAGGGGCUAGCAAUGGGCCACCACAUAACCAACGUCCCCCUCCAGGCUCACCAUAUCCAGAGCGUCCCCCACUCGGUCAUUCAGUCAGUGAGCGUACCGCCCGCCCUCCCCCUCAUUCAGCGCCGCCGGGCACGCCGCAAGGCAAUGGAGCGUUGUAUCUCCCACCGUCUGCGUUGCAGAGCAUGUCACUAGCGCAAGCGCAAACACCUCCCCAGAGCCACGAAUGGAGACCGCCGUUGCCACCUUCCGACUCGAACAUCUCCCGAUCCCCCAUGUCUAGGCCAAGCUUUGAUCAAGCCAACAUGCUUCCACCCAAUACAAACGGGUACACACCGGCUGUGCAACAGCGUACAUGA